UGUGGCAGCAACCCAAGAACACUAUAAAUAGCCGAAACGCCGCCCCGUUACGUUCAAACAUAUUUGGAUAUCCAGAGCGGAAGAUCUGAGAAUUUCCAGCGUCUGAGGAAUCAUGGCUCGUACCAAACAGACCGCGCGUAAAUCAACUGGAGGGAAAGCUCCCAGAAAACAGCUGGCCACAAAGGCGGCAAGGAAAAGCGCGCCCUCUACUGGAGGAGUCAAGAAGCCUCAUAGAUACAGACCUGGAACUGUUGCUCUGAGAGAGAUCCGUCGUUACCAGAAGUCUACAGAGUUGCUGAUCCGCAAGCUGCCGUUCCAGCGGCUGGUGAGGGAAAUUGCACAAGAUUUCAAGACUGACCUGAGGUUUCAGAGUGCAGCUAUUGGUGCUCUUCAGGAAGCAAGUGAGGCUUACCUCGUUGGUUUGUUUGAGGACACCAAUCUGUGUGCCAUCCAUGCCAAGAGGGUCACAAUUAUGCCAAAGGACAUCCAACUUGCAAGGCGAAUCCGAGGAGAACGUGCAUAAUUUAAUUUUUUUUUUUCUUCUAUUUUAAACUUUUUGUUAACCAAACUCUAUAAGCAAUGGAUUUUAAAACUGAUGGCAUAAUUUUAUAAUACAUUCCCUACAGACUCAGGUUCAGGUGGAAAAUAUGUGUAGUUAGCAUUGCUCAUUGUAGAGUAGCAUUAGUUUGCAUGCUGAAAAUAUUUAUCUUUUUACAUUGAUUAUUGGGUUGUUAAUAAAAUUUCACUACCUCA
Colossoma macropomum (tambaqui) is the source of this 753-nucleotide messenger RNA. It is a transcript of the gene h3-3a, whose product is annotated as H3 histone, family 3A. Bases 113 to 523 code for a protein of 136 amino acids. NCBI's taxonomy places the organism in Eukaryota, Metazoa, Chordata, Actinopteri, Characiformes, Serrasalmidae. Gene Ontology annotation, cellular component: nucleosome. Gene Ontology annotation, molecular function: protein heterodimerization activity; DNA binding; structural constituent of chromatin. The transcript has 4 exons. The record is from RefSeq and is a predicted model, not a curated record.